UACUGUUUUGAGUGCAAAGCCUGUAAUCCUCAAUGGGUUAGCGUUUCGUACGGCAUAUGGAUAUGUCUGGACUGUUCGGGCAAACAUCGCGGACUCGGUGUCCAUCUCAGCUUCGUUCGGUCCGUAACUAUGGAUAAGUGGAAAGACAUCGAACUCCAGAAGAUGAAAGUGGGCGGCAAUCGCAGGGCUAAAGACUUCUUGGAAUCGCAGUCCGAUUGGGAUCUAUCGCUGCCAUUGAGUGAGCGCUACAAUACUCGUGCGGCCGCUCUAUAUAGAGACAAAAUAUCAACGGAAGCGACGGGAAAGAAGUGGUCGGCCGACAGUUCUUCGGCUAAAGACUACACUUCGCGCAUAAUUCCGAAGCACUCCUCUAAUAGUAACUCGAAUUCAACGACAGUUUCGUCGAAAUCAAAGAGUACUGAUUGGGAUGAAAAUGAGUGGACGUCUAAUAGUUAUCAGAGGUUUUGUUAA
Messenger RNA from Medioppia subpectinata, 471 nucleotides. Lineage: Eukaryota; Metazoa; Arthropoda; Arachnida; Sarcoptiformes; Oppiidae. The record is from the annotation of a GenBank genome assembly.